Messenger RNA from Salvelinus namaycush (lake trout), 3325 nucleotides. RefSeq names its product cyclin-dependent kinase 15. Gene Ontology annotation, biological process: protein phosphorylation. Bases 1129 to 2391 code for a protein of 420 amino acids. Gene Ontology annotation, molecular function: cyclin binding; cyclin-dependent protein serine/threonine kinase activity; ATP binding. The transcript has 13 exons. The record is from RefSeq and is a predicted model, not a curated record. Gene Ontology annotation, cellular component: nucleus; cytosol; cytoplasm. Lineage: Eukaryota; Metazoa; Chordata; Actinopteri; Salmoniformes; Salmonidae.
UUGGGACUGAAUCUGACUCUUAGUUCACGAGAAGAUUUUUUAUGAUUAUUCUAAGCAUUAUCAUUACAAAAUCCAAACUUAACAUGGUUCAUCGUGGUAAUGUCUGCGAUGACCCUACAACGUUUCGAGUUGAUAAGCCAUUGUGAAGUGGAUUAACAAAGGAUUUAUUUUGUAAUUGGACAUGGUCAAAUCUGAUUUCCUGAUUGAUCAAUACCUCAGCCAUCUCUUAACCAACCAAGCGUUUCUCAAACUAAGUUAAGUGAUGCACCAUGGGCCUAUAUACCAAACUUGGUGUUCUGUGGACUUAUGGGUCAUGAGAAUACGUUUUUCAGGUUUUCCAAAAUGUCCAAGAUGGAGGAAAAUCUAUCCUGAUGGACCUUAUGGGUCCUUGACGCAAAUUUGUUCAGCAUGAGGAAAGACACCUACAUUUCAAGUCUCUAGGUCAAACAGGUCGGCGAAUAUUUAAGUGGGUUUAAGUGAGACUACUGGCCAAUUGGUGCCUUUCCUUUUGACCAAGUUACUCACGGCCUCUAGUUUCUGUGUGCCAAAUUAGAUGUGUUUUUUUAACCAAUCUAUGCUUGAGUUAUUGUAAUGAAGGUGAUCAAAAGCGUGGCUCACUUCUGCCCCCAGGAGCCCACAGUACACGCACACAUUAGUGACUCCCUGAACACAAUGCUCAAGCUCCAACCUUUCAAAACACACCAGCAGCCCCGGCUCUCUCCUCCACUGAGAGCUCAUUGGGCAGUGUCUCCUAUCUGACGCCGCUGAUUGGCUAUUGAAUGUUGUCUCCCAGGCAGCAGAGAAACUGGCAGCAGGAGGAGACAGGGAGAAAGGAGGGAGAGAGAGGGAGGAUACGCUCAUAUCAUGAGAGGGAGAGAGCAAAACAGAGAGAGCAAUAGAGGAGGCAAGAGCACCUUCAGGCAGAAGGAGGAAGGAGGGAGAAGGAAAAAUAGGAAAAUCCUGUCUGUGCUGCUAAAGCUGUUUACAUCCUAGGUUUCUGAAGACAAGGAGGGGCUGUGACUGAGGUGAGAGUGCUGCUGUAGCUGGGUCCAGUUCUAAGGAUGCCCGGGGUGUAAGUGAGGUUCUAUAGCAGUUCCACAGCACCACCAGGCAGGAACCAACACUGGGAUGCAGAACCUACGACAUGCAGCCACGGAGGCUUUCCAUCGCCUGGGUCUGAAGCAAAGACAGCUGGGAUAUGAGGAGUUGGAUGAGGCAGACCCGUCCUACUCCAAGCCCCAGCCUCACUGGUUCCACACGCUGCAGGUCCGCAGGCUGACGGUCCAGAGAGGACGCAGCAACAGUGACCCUAUGGGGGGAAAGAGUUUUGAUCAGGACUUCCAAUGGAAAACAGGCCUACAGUUUGGCACAGCUAACUCCUACCUGAACCUGGAGAAGAUAGGGGAGGGGACAUACGCUACAGUCUACAAGGGAAUCAGCCGGAUAAAUGGGCACCUGGUGGCCUUGAAGGUGAUCCGUAUGAAGACUGAAGAAGGCGUACCAUUCACUGCCAUCCGAGAGGCUUCCCUCCUAAAAGGCCUGAAACACGCCAACAUUGUCCUGCUCCAUGACAUCAUCCACACCAAAGAGGCACUCACAUUUGUCUUUGAGUAUGUACAAACAGACUUGGCUGAGUAUAUGAAGCAGCACCCAGGGGGCCUGCAUUCCUACAAUGCCAGGAUCUUCAUGUUCCAGCUGCUGCGGGGUCUGUCCUACAUCCACGGUCGGAGGAUCCUGCACCGGGACCUCAAACCCCAGAACCUGCUCAUCAGCUACCUGGGGGAGCUCAAACUGGCUGACUUCGGGCUGGCCCGGUCCAAGUCCAUCCCGUGCCAGACCUAUUCGUCUGAGGUGGUGACUCUGUGGUACCGGCCUCCUGAUGUUCUCCUGGGUUCCACUGAUUACUCCACUGCUCUGGACAUCUGGGGAGCUGGUUGCAUCUUCAUUGAGAUGCUCCAGGGGUCGCCAGCCUUUCCAGGGGUGGCAGACGUCUUUGAGCAGCUGCAGAAAAUAUGGGCUGUCGUAGGGGUCCCGACUGAGGAGACGUGGCCAGGAGUGAACGAGCUGCCCAACUUCAGACCAGAAUGGUUUCAACCAUGUGAGCCCCAGCAAUUCAGGAAUGUUUGGAAAAGACUGUCCCAGUUGCCCUAUAAGACAGAGGACCUGGCCCAGCAGAUUCUGAUGACCAUCCCACGAGACCGCAUCUCGGCCCAGGAUGCACUGCAGCACCCCUAUUUCAACACGCUACCGCCCCCCAUCAUGCAGCUACGAGACACUGUAUCAGUCUUCAAGGUCCCCGGAGUGAGGCUGGAGACCGAGGUGAAGGAUAUCUUCAGUCCCAGUCGAAGGAUCAGACCGUCCCAGAUGGUGCCCUUGGCUAAGUGCUGGUGAUAAUGGACCUCUACCCCCCCUGGGCUUGGCCCCUACCCCCAGGUGCCCCAGCCCUGCCUGCAGGCUAGACCACCAUCUGAUCAAGAUGGAGAGGCAUGAGGCUUCACACACACAACACUUACCUACACCACCAGCGUCCUCCAUCAACCUCUGCUCUUGACUCCCACCCAGCAUUCCUCAGUCAGAGUUCCCAUGUUGUAAGAAGACAGGAGAGAAGAGGGAGGGGUUGAAUGUUACCUGGUAUAUCACAUAUUAGAUGACGUCAGAAGUACUGUAUGUACUGUAUAUACUCUAUAUCUGAGACCCGAUGUCUGUUGUUGGUGGCAACGGAAAGCUACGCAACGUCUAAGAGAACUGUCAGGAAGCUCAGAACUCCUUAACAUCUUCCUCCCGCUAAACCACCUCCUCCUGCUUCCUCCUCUUGCUUCCUCCUCCUGCUUCCUCCUCCUCCUCCUCCUCGGCUGGUUUACCUCUUCCUCCUCUUCCUCCUCAUCCCUCUCCUUCUCAGAGCGUCUCCUUGGACUCACUAUGCUCUCUCUGCAUCCUCCUAAAUGUACACUGAGAUUCAAUGAUGACGAUGGGUUAGUUUUGCAGAUGAGUUUUUUAUUUCGUACUGCCAAAACAUGCAUAUAUUAUAUACCUCUUAUGUUAAAUCAGGUCCUUGUGGACCAUGAUUGUUUUUUUGCACAGCAUGCAGGUGGGUAUCCCUGCAACAGAAUGACUGUGACGGUUGUGUGUACACUGUAAUUAAUGUUGCAUUGUACCAUGGAGCUUCCUCAUUAACACCCCAUAUAGCGUAUUUUUCAUUCGGCAAUCUUGUGAUGUCCACUCUUCAAUUGUACUAUACUUGGGUGCAGCUUGCUUUUUAAAUGUGCGUGUGUGUGUUUUCGUGAGAAUGAGUGAAGGAGUGUGUGAGUCAAUAAAUGUUGCAGUA